This is a messenger RNA of Macrobrachium nipponense, 968 nucleotides long. RefSeq names its product large ribosomal subunit protein eL8-like (gene RpL7A). The record is from RefSeq and is a predicted model, not a curated record. The coding region runs from base 120 to 944 and encodes 274 amino acids. The transcript has 6 exons. Gene Ontology annotation, cellular component: cytosolic large ribosomal subunit. Gene Ontology annotation, molecular function: RNA binding. NCBI's taxonomy places the organism in Eukaryota, Metazoa, Arthropoda, Malacostraca, Decapoda, Palaemonidae. Gene Ontology annotation, biological process: maturation of LSU-rRNA; ribosome biogenesis.
AUUUUAGAGAAGCGCUGUUGGUUCUUGUUUCUGCUCGCCAAACCGAUCUUUCACGUGGCGGACAUCUUUGAGGGUGAACGUCACUCUCUCGUGUUGUUAGUUUUAUUACGUGGUGAACGAUGGUGCAGAAAAAACUAAAAGGAAAAGGGAAGGGGAAGGUUACCCCCAAGGGGAAGAAGAUUGCUGCUGCUCCCCUUGUUACUAAGAAGCCUCCCCCACCAAAGAAGGUAGUUAAUCCUCUCUUUGAGAAGCGUCCCAGAAACUUCGGUAUUGGUGGUGAUAUUCAGCCAAAGCGUGAUUUGAGCAGGUUCCUGAGAUGGCCCAAGUAUGUGCGUCUCCAGCGUCAGAAGGCAGUGUUGCAGCAGCGCCUGAAGGUUCCCCCACCCAUUCACCAGUUUAAGCAAGCCCUUCAGCGCCAGCAAGCUACUGAGUUGAUCAGGCUAAUGGACAAGUAUCGCCCAGAGAGCAAGGCAGCCAGGAAAGUCAGGCUCCACAGGCGUGCUGUGGCUCGUGCAAAGGGAAAGCCCGACAAGCCAACAAAGCGCAGAAUAACUGUCCGUAUGGGCAUCAACAAUAUCACCACUUUGGUGGAACAGAAGAAGGCAAAGCUGGUAGCCAUUGCUAGUGAUGUGGAUCCUAUUGAGAUUGUAUUGUUCCUUCCUGCUCUGUGCCGUAAAAUGGGAGUCCCAUACUGCAUUGUUAAAAACAAGGCUAGGUUGGGAAGAGUUGUAAGGAGGAAGACUGCCACAGCACUUGCCAUCACAGAUGUUGAAUCACAGGAUCGUACUGCUCUGAACAAGAUCAUAGAGUCCAUCAAGACCAAUUACAAUGACCGCUACGAAGAAAUUCGUAAGAACUGGGGUGGUGGUGUUCUUGGUUCUAAGUCUUCUGCUAGGAUUGCCAAGCUUGAGCGGGCUAAGGCAAGAGAAAGCACGAAGGUUUGAAUAGAAAUAAAGGCCUCUUGAGUA